AUGACUUUCGGUCCCAUUGUGCACCCAAUAAACAGCGUUGAUGAGCUGAACGAGUCCAGUGCUACUCUUUGGAGCAUCGCCAAGGGAAACAAGCCCCUGCCGGUCUCUCGUGUUCCGUUUUGGAUUGACGUUAGAGAUUUGGCGAAGGCCCACGUUGAAGCUUUGAUCAGGCCUGAGGCUGGUGGAAGGAGGUAUGUCCCUGCAUCACCUGAGAGGUUCUCAUACGCAAAAGCCGCACAAAUUAUGUUAGACCGUUUCGAAAGCUUAAAGGGAAAAGUGGAGGCUGAUAGCCAGGUGAUUGAUGAGUCGUAUGGUCUUGAUGGGGAGACAGUAGCCGAGGAACUCGGUCUUGAGCUUCACACAUUCCAAGAUACUGUGACUGAUCUAAUCUCGCAGACCUUAGCGAUGGAAACAAAUGAUAAGAUUAAGGGUCCGAUGAAAUAG
Messenger RNA from Parascedosporium putredinis, 444 nucleotides. The record is from the annotation of a GenBank genome assembly. Lineage: Eukaryota; Fungi; Ascomycota; Sordariomycetes; Microascales; Microascaceae.